AUGGCAGAAUUUGAUCAGAGCAAGGCCUACGCCGAGCAGGAGGAAGUUUUCUUUGACGAUGGCCGUGAACUCGAGCUCCUGCACUUUGUCUACGGCAAGCCAGACAUUGAGGAGAUUCGCGGCAAUCCUCAGAAGGUGCUGGCUGCCAUUGAUGAGUUCGCCAGGACCAAGAAGUACCUCAUGAACGUGGGAGAAGACAAGGGCAAGAUUGUUACCGAAUUGAUUUCGGAGGUUAAGCCAGAGACUAUGGUUGAAUUGGGUGGCUACAUUGGUUAUUCCUGCCUUCUCUACGCCGACGCUGUCCGCAAAGCUGGUGGCAAGCGUUACUUCAGUCUCGAAAGAGACCCUGUCUUUGGUGCAGUCAUCUCCUCGCUGGUCGACUUGGCUGGUCUGGGUGAUUUCGUCAAGGUCAUCAUUGGUUCCAGCGCUGUCUCAAUCAAGAGACUACACACCGAGGGCACUCUCAAGCACAUCGACAUGAUGUUCCUCGACCACUACAAGCCCGCAUACAAGACCGAUCUGAAGCUUUGUGAAGAGCUCAAGCUUGUGACUCCUGGAAGCGUGCUGGCUGCCGAUAACGUCAUCAAGCCCGGCAACCCACCAUACCUCGAGUACGUUCGCAGCAGUGUCGCUGAGAAGCGCAAGGCUGCGGAAGACUCUUCGGACGAGAGCAACCCCGAUGCUAGAUUCGCCGACAGAACCGCCAAACAGUACGCCAACAGACAGACAGAGGAGAAGCUGCAACAGUCCAGAGGCAACCCCAACCUGAUCUACGAGAGCAAGCUUAUCAACAGCUACGAGCCCUCAGGUGUACCAGACGGUGUCGAAAUUACUCGCUGCACUGGCGAAGAGUCUUCCUAG
Aureobasidium musti is the source of this 861-nucleotide messenger RNA. Lineage: Eukaryota; Fungi; Ascomycota; Dothideomycetes; Dothideales; Saccotheciaceae. The record is from the annotation of a GenBank genome assembly.